GCACGCGGGCUUUGUGACAAUUUGCUUACCUUCAUUGUAAUGGAGCGGGUUUUGGGUUAAACAGCUGGCGCGGCAGCUCUGGAGCAAUUUUAGCUACAGAACUGCCGCAUGAUUAUGAAAAAGGAGAUGGCUGAAUUUGGACCAGAUUCCGGGGGCCGAGUUAAGGGUGUUACAAUUGUGAAACCAAUCGUUUAUGGAAAUGUUGCACGAUAUUUUGGAAAAAAGAGAGAAGAAGAUGGACACACUCAUCAGUGGACUGUGUAUGUGAAGCCAUACAGGAAUGAGGAUAUGUCUGCAUAUGUAAAAAAAAUUCAAUUCAAACUACAUGAAAGUUAUGGAAAUCCACUAAGAGUUGUCACAAAACCACCAUAUGAGAUAACAGAAACAGGCUGGGGUGAAUUUGAAAUUAUUAUUAAAAUCUUUUUCAUUGAUCCAAAUGAAAGGCCUGUCACCCUUUACCAUCUACUGAAACUUUUCCAGUCUGAUUCUAGCGCUAUGCCAAAAAAAAUAGUGGUUUCUGAAUUUUAUGAUGAAAUGAUAUUUCAAGACCCCACAGCAAUGAUGCAGCAGCUGUUAACAACUUCACGACAGUUAACACUGGGAGCCUAUAAACAUGAAACGGAAUUUGCUGAACUAGAAAUGAGAACAAGGGAGAAGUUGGAAGCUGCCAAGAAGAAGACCAGCUUUGAAAUUACAGAGUUAAAAGAGAGACUUAAAGCAAGCCGAGAAACAAUUAAUUUUUUAAAAAGUGAAAUCCGGAAAUUGGAGGAUGAUGACCAAAACAAAGAGACCUGAGUGUAACAAACUUUUGAAAAAAAUUUCUACACCUCGAAUAUAUUUAUAAUUUUUCUUAGAGGUUUUUAUUUUGAAUCUGUUAGCAUAUGUGUGUUUAAGCUUGUCAUUUGACAUGUAGUUGUAAUUUUAGUAGCUAGUAAACAUUAUUUUUCAGUAUACGUUUGUUUCUCUUAAAUUGUAUGUGUAUACAAUCUUCUAAGAUGAAUCUGGCAUUUUGAAAUGUUUUUCUAUAAGUGCCAAAUGCUUCUGAUUGUUAUUUUAGGGUGACUAACUUGAAAGGUUAGAUAUUUAACACUUUUUGCUUGUUUUCCCCCUACACAUCUGUGUGUUGAAUAGGUAAAUAGUGUUUUUAAUGGAAAGCACUUUAUUCAACACUCCAAAGAACCUCUUCAGUAAUUUAAAGAUUCUGAAAUAUUGUCCUAAGUGGUUGCAGUUAACUACUUUAGUCUUCUUUCCCAUUUUUGUCCAUUAUGCAGUGAAUCUGAGACUGUCAAUUUGGUAUUUACAUCACUGAUAAUGAAAGAGGGUUGUACUGUGCAUACUUCAAAAAGGAAGCCAUUUGCACUUAUUGCCCACUAACAAAUUAGAAAAAGAAAAUUUGACCAAGUCUAUAGAAAACAUUAAUGUGAUAUUCACAAUACAGAAACAGCAUUAUCUUGUUCUAUAAGAAAUAUUAUUGUUCUGAUGAAGAAAAUUCUGACAACUUGUAUUACACAGGGUAACAGAAGAAUAUGAUCCAAGAGCCAUAAACUAAUGAUAAAGAAUUUGUGCACCAGCAGAUAACCCCAUUUAUUGCCCUGUGUUUUGGGCAAGUGAGGUCAAUCAAAAUGAUGGUUAGCAUUCAUUCGCUGCAAGGCCUGCCUUCUUCUGCCAUUAGUCUAUGAAUUUUGUCAACUUCCUAUCCCUUUCUGGAUUUAUAGCUUGAUCAGUGGAAAGGUUUGGGAGUAGUGGAAGUAAGGGUGGUUCUUCUGGCUCUUUGUAUUUGUGACCAAAAAGACACUCUAUACCUGCACUUUGGGCAACCAGUUCAAAUUAUUUUGCACGUUCACACUUAACAAAUGAAUUUUGGUAUUUAAAAAAAAAAAUGUGAAGAUAGUAUUCCCAUUAUUUCUCAAGGCAGUUAAUUGUGUCCCUCAUGUCUUAGUUUCCUUACUCUUUUCACUGUACUUGCAACUGCUUGGAGAAGUAGUUGGAAAAUACAAUUAACUUUCAAAUAAAACAAAAUAUUAAUUAGGUGCAAUGAUAUAGACCGCAGCAAGAUACCGUUGCUUUUUGACUCAGGAGGCCUAAAUGUUAUGUUUUAACUAUGUGCCGAUUCAGUAAAACUAUCUUUAAUAUCAGUCCAUGUCUUACCACACCCUACAAAACCUGUUUUUUCCAGCUAAAGAUACAGGAAAAAAUUGUGAUGUUGCAGAUUACAGAAAUGGUAAUUUGUGCAUUUUUCUUUCUUGUAGAAAUGACUAUCACAGCAUUUCCUUGACAGGCUAUUCAAGUUCUGGUUGUAGCUUUCAGUUAAAUCAAAAUGCUGCAAGAAUCAUCACUGAAAUGGAUACAUAUGUCUGCAUAAAUUUUUAUUCCUUACCCUUGCUGUUUUCUCUCUUGUAAUGUCAUAAAUGGUUUAGUCCUAUCUUGCUUUACAGAUCUUAUUGCUGUCUAUACACUAGGAUGUACAUUUCAAUCAGGUUCAUAAGUGAAUAUGCAGUUAAUAAGAAAUAAUGUAAUUGGAUUAAGUUUCAAAGUCACUUUAACGUAUAAAUCCUUAAGUGGCUUUGGUCCUAUUUAACAGAAAUUUGCAGUACAUACAUAGUGAAAUAUAUGUUACAAUGUCAGGCUGUUGGUCAAAACUGUGAGAAUUAUUUGUUGCUUGUGUACGAGAUGCCCAGUUAGCCUCAAGGUUUGCAGACUGAACACUCGCAACUUUUAUUGUACCCAGUUUAGAGCUCCUGAAUAGGCUGUUCCUGCUCCAACUUUGUUAGUCAUUUGCUUGAAAAUAAAAAUCUUGGUAAUCAAAACUGUUA
Molecule: messenger RNA, 2813 nt
Organism: Erpetoichthys calabaricus (reedfish)
Lineage: Eukaryota; Metazoa; Chordata; Cladistia; Polypteriformes; Polypteridae
Gene: yeats4
Product: YEATS domain containing 4
Exons: 7
Coding region: 109-795 (228 amino acids)
Biological process (GO): regulation of DNA-templated transcription
Source: RefSeq, a predicted model, not a curated record